UUUUUUUUUACUGCUGAACCACCAUGUCAGCGACGACAACCGUCGUGGAAAAUACUGCUGAAGUCGCUCUGGGCCUUUCUGUGCCUCCUUUCACGCCACAUGCUAUCUCCGUUUCUUUACCUACAUGGCGAGACAAUGUCGGAUAUGAAGAGGGUGAAAAACGAGUUGUUGACCUGAUGGUAUCUGGAUACCCUAGAUUUUUCGUUCACCUGAGCAUCAGAAAGCUUGCCGGCAUAUGCGAACACAAAUUCGGCGCCCCCGGAGAAUCAUGCAUGCUAUUCCCCACACAUAAAACGGCAGAGCAUUGCCGUGGAUUCAUCCAGGCCCGUUCAGCUAUCGAGGGAACGCCUGUAUCUGCUCGGCUGAUUCAGUUCAUGAUAUGUCCGGAAGACAACACGGAUGCAGAACCCACGGGAAAAUGUGCUGAUCUUCACAUUGUGCUCUACCCGUCCUCUGCUGGACCCUUGGCCAAGCAGUUUUGGCAGCACACCGGCUUGGGUAUCUCCAGUCGACUGGCCGAUUAUUGUCUGUCUCUUCUCCCGGUGACAUCGCCAGAGUGUGUGUCCUCGCCCAUCUUGACACGUCCCGGGAAGGCCGUGAACAGGCACUAUUCUGCCAAAGGUUUUUCCAAACCCAAGGCCCCUCAAGCAGAGAGCCUGAGCCAGGAUCACAGUGUAUAUUUGGAAGAACGAUAUGGGCGCAAUCUUCCUUUUGCAUAUGCCGCAUCAGCGAAGAGGGCCCUUCGGAGGAGGAUAUCCGGUGUCCUACGGGAUGCGCCUUCUGAUAAUCACGAUGAACCGGCUGCUGGCCACGAAAACCUCAUUUUUGGGCCUAGUUCACGGGGGGUAUCAGAGGUCACGGAGGGAGACGUGUUUCUGUAUCCUACAGGCAUGUCGGCCAUUUGGAGUGCACACAUGCUGGCUCUAGCGGUCAGACCAAACGCCAAGAGCAUUUGCUUCGGGCAAGUACCUAUUCACUUCCCGUAUGCUGAUACCCUCAAAGUCCUAGAAAAAUGGGGCCCGGGAUGCUACUUUUUUGGCCAUGGACUCAACUCAGAUUUAGAUGCCCUCGAGGCCAUUCUAGAGGAAGAAGCAAAGCGUAACCUCUCCAAACCUCCAGUUUUGUCACUCUUCACGGAAUUUCCAUCCAACCCACUACUUCGCUCAGCCGACCUUCCGCGUAUCCACACGUUAGCCAAAAAGUACGACUUCUUGGUCGUCGUUGACGAGACGAUCGGUAACUUCAUGAACGUGGAAGUUCUCACCUACGCAGACAUCGUCGUCAGCAGUCUGACCAAAAUCUUCAGCGGUGCUGCGAAUGUGAUGGGUGGAAGUCUCACUUUAAAUCCACGCGGACGUCAUUACGCUGCACUCAAAGCCCAUCUGGAUGCCACAUACGAGGACGUCUACUUCGAACAAGACGCUGUAUUUUUGGAACGGAACUCGCGCGACUCCCUGAGAAGAAUCAGAGUCAUCGAUGAAAACACAGAGGCCGUGUGCAAUUUUCUUCGUGAACGCUCCAUUGCAGGGGGAGCCCCAGAAGGUACUUCUGUUGUGAAGGAGGUUUAUUAUCCUAAAUACGUCACUCCCGAGCUGUAUGAGAAGUGUCGUAUCAAAGGCGACCAACCUGGCGGUUACGGAGGACUUUUCUCUUUGACAUUCACGACAUCAGAAGCAUCUCAGGCAUUCUUUGACACUCUGCCAUUCUACAAAGGCCCAAGUCUGGGGACGAACUUUACGCUAGCCAGCCCCUACGUGGUUUUAGCUCAUUAUGCCGAGUUGGAUUGGGUGGCAAAGUAUGAUGUGGAUCCUGGCCUGGUCAGGAUUAGUGUGGGAAUGGAGGAUAAGCAUCACCUGCUAGAGUCCAUUGGCAAGGCCUUGAAAGCGGCGGAGGAGACUUUAACGUCUACCCGAUGAUAAUGAUUUUGGUUACAUAUUACUGAUUUGCAUGAUCCUCCAACAGGACAUAUUUUAUUUAGACAUCUAGGCAUUGUAUCCAACUACAACACAACUCGUAUGUAUCAAUAAUUGACGGUUCAAUAUACAGACGCCACAUGAAAGAAC
Messenger RNA from Guyanagaster necrorhizus, 2063 nucleotides. RefSeq names its product PLP-dependent transferase. Gene Ontology annotation, molecular function: cystathionine gamma-synthase activity; pyridoxal phosphate binding. The record is from RefSeq and is a predicted model, not a curated record. The transcript has 4 exons. The coding region runs from base 24 to 1916 and encodes 630 amino acids. NCBI's taxonomy places the organism in Eukaryota, Fungi, Basidiomycota, Agaricomycetes, Agaricales, Physalacriaceae. Gene Ontology annotation, biological process: transsulfuration.